Anopheles moucheti is the source of this 588-nucleotide messenger RNA. RefSeq lists its product as uncharacterized. Lineage: Eukaryota; Metazoa; Arthropoda; Insecta; Diptera; Culicidae. The record is from RefSeq and is a predicted model, not a curated record. The coding region runs from base 1 to 588 and encodes 195 amino acids. The transcript is spliced from 2 exons.
AUGUUCAUCACAACGCUUAUUGUACUGAACUUGGUGGCUUUAAACACCGUUCCAGUCAUCACAGAGACCAAAUCCAGACAGAGAGACCAGAGAGUCAAAUACUUUAAAAUAGACCGUAUAAAUAACUGUGAUCCAGCGGAUCAAUUUCUCGUGACAAUGCUGCCGGAAUAUAGCGUAAACAACAAGCCCAACGAGAAUUUAUUCAACUGCACACUUCGCACAAAGGAAGAAAUUGAAGGCCCUUUGAAGUACGAAGCAAACAUCAGACGCUGUGAGAUGGAUCUCUCCAAGUGUGAAUUUUUCAACACGAUCGAAACGGAUGUGCUAUGUGAGUACUUUGAGGAUGCCGGAUUCAGAAAUCGUUUCCUAAACAGUAUUUCGCAACCAUUGACGUGUCCGGUUCAGCCAGGGGAUUAUCAGUUUAUCAACACCAAGUGGGAUAUGUCAGCGAUCGUUAAUCUACCGGGCAGUGGAUACCGAUGGAAAAUUGUAACUAGUGUAAAGCAAACGGCGACAGGACGAAUAGUUUACUGUGUCGAAAUGAUGGCAAGAAUUGUGGUGAUUAGAAAGAAGGGCAACAGAAUUUAA